AUGGCCAAAAUAGAGCUUAUCUACUUUUCCUGCCACGGUCGAGUUUUCGUCAUUCGGACUCUUCUAGAGCUUAGUGGAAUUGAGUUCGAAGACACCCGGUUGGAAUGGCGCUCGGAGAAGUUCGCGUCGCAGAAAGACGAGUUUCCUCUUGGCCAGCUUCCAGUCUUGAAAGUUGACGGCGUGUCAUUUUCUCAGACGAAGGCAAUUAUCGCUUUUUGCCUGAAGCAGACGACGUUCAAGAAGCUCAAGGGCGUCGAAAGUCUCAAGGCGGACAUGGUCUAUGAAAGUAUCGAAGAGGCUUGGAUGAAAAUGCUCAAACCGGGCUAUGUAGCUAAAGCAGCUGUUGACCAGGACGAUUUGACUGAACAAGGACGAGUGUUUUACAAGGCCGUAAAAGCUGGAGCAGUGGAAGCAUUCAUUCAAAUCGAGAAAAUCCUCAAAUAUGCUCAUGUGACCGACAUGGUCAUCGGCGGUAAACGAUCAGUGGCAGAUCUUAUGCUUCUCAACUUGUGGAUCUUUGUUGAUGAUCCAAGAGUUAACGUACAUGGAUAUUUCAAGGAGAACUGUCCAACUGGGGUCAAAGUCGUGGAGAGAUUGAUGCAAGAUCCGAAGAUCGAAGAAAUUGUAGCAAAAGCGCGUCAAGUGAGAUUUCUGCCGUACUGA
Oikopleura dioica is the source of this 663-nucleotide messenger RNA. NCBI's taxonomy places the organism in Eukaryota, Metazoa, Chordata, Appendicularia, Copelata, Oikopleuridae. The record is from the annotation of a GenBank genome assembly.